AUGGACGGGCCAUCACUUCCACUCCCUUUCCCCAUAAUCACCUCUCCUCGAGCAUGUGCCUUUGUGGUUCUUUGGUUCUGGCCGGAUCUCUCCCCCUCCACUGCUCUUGUUGCUGCUCCUCCCCCAAACCUUGCCUACUCCCCUUCCCUGCUUCCCGCCUUGCCUUCCCACACCCAUUCCUUCCCCACCUUUCUUGUCCCCCACCCUUGCCCCUGCCCUCCCUCCUCCUCCCAGGUGAGCGCCUCCCCUAGAGCAUGUGCACGUGAACGCCUCCCCUCGAGCAUGUGCGCGUGUGUACCCCUGUCGGGUGAGCGCCUCCCCUCGAGCAUGUGCGCGUUUGUACUUCAGUCGGGUGCAUCAAGGCAUCAUCUGGUGAACGCCUCCCCUCGAGCAUGUGCGCGUGUGUACCCCUGUCGGGUGAGCGCCUCCCCUCGAGCAUGUGCGCGUGUGUACCCCUGUCGGGUGAGCGCCUCCCCUCGAGCAUGUGCGCGUGUGUACCCCAGUCGGGUGAACGCCUCCCCUCGAGCAUGUGCGCGGGUGUACCCCAGUCGGGUGCAUCAAGGCAUCAUCUGGUUCUGA
Messenger RNA from Closterium sp. Naga37s-1, 579 nucleotides. Lineage: Eukaryota; Viridiplantae; Streptophyta; Zygnematophyceae; Desmidiales; Closteriaceae. The record is from the annotation of a GenBank genome assembly.